UUAAGCUAAAAUUGUCAUAAAAUGUUAAAUCCAAGCGAAGUGAAGAUAAGAUUCACAGUCGUUGAACCAAACAGAAACGAACGUCUCACUCUCGUUUAUAAACGAAGAGGGUAAGGUUGUAAUCUUACGUUUUAGGAUAAGAACAGCCCGUCGUCUCCGGCGACGAUGAAGUGGUUACUUGUCGCCGUGUUGACCACUUUUACGAUUUCUUCCGCCGUGACACAAUCUCAUAUCCUCCUUGGAUCUCCGGUCAACUCUCUCUGCGCUGACCUCAUUCAUCCGGCCGGUUACUCCUGCACCGAACACACUAUUCAAACGAAAGAUGGGUACAUACUAGCUCUUCAACGCGUGGCUUCUCCUGCUCAGAAUCUAACACUUCAGUAUGGUCCGCCUGUUCUGCUUCAGCACGGUCUAUUUAUGGCUGGAGACGUGUGGUUCUUGGAUUCCCCUAAAGAGUCCUUAGGCUUCAUUCUUGCAGAUCAUGGGUUCGAUGUUUGGGUAGGAAACGUUCGUGGUACGCGCUAUAGUUACGGGCAUGUAACUUUCUCUGAAACUGACAAGGAAUUUUGGGAUUGGAGUUGGCAAGAUUUGGCUAUGUAUGACUUGGCAGAAAUGGUUCAGUAUAUGUAUUCACUUGCAAACUCCAAAAUCUUCCUUGUUGGACAUUCUCAGGGGACCAUCAUGUCUUUUGCUGCUCUUACUCAGCCACGUGUUGCGGAAAUGGUUGAAGCAGCCGCGUUGCUUUGUCCAAUAUCGUAUUUGGAUCAUGUCACAGCUCCACUUGUAGAAAGAAUGGUUUUUAUGCAUCUCGAUCAGAUGGUCGUUGCUCUUGGCCUGCAUCAAAUAAACUUUCGAAGUGAGACUUUAGUUAAACUUGUUGACUCGUUAUGCGAAGGGCAUGUGGAUUGCACUGAUUUCCUCUCGUCCAUAACAGGGAAGAAUUGUUGUUUCAAUGACUCGAGGAUAGAAUACUAUUUAGAUUACGAGCCUCACCCAUCAUCUGUGAAGAACUUGCGACAUCUUUUCCAAAUGAUUCGGAAGGGGAGCUUUGCACAAUAUGACUACGGCUUUCUAAAAAACAUAUUGACUUAUGGGACAUCAAAACCUCCAGAAUUCAAACUUAGCCUCAUUCCGGCAUCAUUACCAAUGUGGAUGGGGUACGGUGGAAGUGAUCUUUUAGCAGACGUGACGGAUGUGGAACGUACUCUCGCCGAGCUACCUUCGAGACCAGAGUUGCUAUAUCUUGAGAAUUAUGGUCACAUUGAUUUUGUGCUUAGUACAAGUGCCAAAGAAGAUGUGUAUAAGCACAUGAUUCAAUUCUUCAGGGCGAGGAAAAAAUCCAUUAGUUGGUGAAACUACUAACUGCAAGGCUGGGCACAUGUCAUCUGCUAUCUGUCUCCUAGUUGAUAACGUCUGUGUAUAUAUAUAUGUCAAACUCAGUUGGCUUCCAUAAAAUUGAACUAGAUAGACUAAUCCUUGUGAAUGACAUUAAAUGAGAUACAUAAAUGAGAUAUAAACCCAAUGUGACUAUUGUUUUCA
Messenger RNA from Brassica rapa (field mustard), 1539 nucleotides. RefSeq names its product triacylglycerol lipase 1. Gene Ontology annotation, molecular function: hydrolase activity, acting on ester bonds. Gene Ontology annotation, biological process: lipid metabolic process. NCBI's taxonomy places the organism in Eukaryota, Viridiplantae, Streptophyta, Magnoliopsida, Brassicales, Brassicaceae. The record is from RefSeq and is a predicted model, not a curated record.